CGACAUUGCAAUGUCUCUCGACACCUACGCCCCCAGCCUUGACUACACUCCCACAAAACCCAGCUCCGUGCUCUUCCAAGGCGAUAUACCCGCUGCUGUUCAACGCCAGAUCGUCGAAUUCAGCGACUUCCACCUCAAGGGCGUCGACUUUGCCCGCACGACAGGCCAACGACUCGCCCUCAAGGAAGCCUCGGUCUUCCGGCGCCCAGAAGAUGCGAAGCUCCAGUCUCGGCUUGUCUAUGAACUCACAGUUGCACAAGAUAUGACAAACCGGCAGCACACAUUGCAUGGCGGCUGCACAGCGUUCCUGGUAGACGUGUGUUCGUCAGUGGGGCUCGCCUUUCUCGCGAUGGUCCAGGGGAAGCCCUCGGACUUUGUCUCCCAGACGAUGAUUACGACAUAUCACGCGCCUGCGCCUGUCGGAGCAAAGCUCAACAUCGUGAGCACCACGACUUCCUUUGGUGCGCGGACGGUGGCGUCGCGGAUCGAGGUCUGGGACGUGACACACCACCGCCUCUGCGUCUCUGGCGUGCACAACAAGAUGGCCCCAAAGAUGCCGACGCCGACGCCGCAGAACGCGAAGCUGUAAGCCGGAUUCGGCUUUCAGGGACGGCGGCGACGAUCUGCUUGGCCGGGGAGGUGGCUCCGAUAGAGCUGGCUACGUUCAUGCACUUGGAGUUUGCGAAUGCUAUCUUGAAUUGGUCUCGGAGCCCGUGUGCUUUGGAAACACAUUGUUCUAUGUGAGGAUGCAGCAGUGAUUUCUCUAUGGAGAUCCUGGACGACGCGCC
Dichomitus squalens LYAD-421 SS1 is the source of this 788-nucleotide messenger RNA. RefSeq lists its product as uncharacterized. Bases 11 to 589 code for a protein of 192 amino acids. The record is from RefSeq and is a predicted model, not a curated record. Gene Ontology annotation, molecular function: fatty acyl-CoA hydrolase activity. Lineage: Eukaryota; Fungi; Basidiomycota; Agaricomycetes; Polyporales; Polyporaceae. The transcript has 5 exons.